AUGAGCAGCCGCAAUCCUAAUACUUUAAUGAGUGUGCCGGACGAGCAAUUUGACUAUUUGUUCAAAAUAGUACUCAUUGGUGAUUGCGGAACCGGAAAAACAUGCAUUGUGCAACGGUUGAAAUCUGGUAACUUCAUAGAAAGGCACGGAAAUACAAUAGGCGUAGACUUUUCAAUGAAAACAUUGAUAGUAGAUGGGAAGAAAGUCAAGCUUCAGAUAUGGGACACUGCAGGGCAGGAGCGCUUCAGAACUAUCACACAGAGUUACUACCGCUCUGCAAACGGUGUAAUAAUUGUGUAUGACAUCACAAAACGAUCAACAUUUUUGUCAUUACAAAAAUGGAUUGAAGAAGUUAGAAGGUACACAUCCUCCAAUGUGAUAGUGUCACUGAUCGGUAACAAAUGUGAUUUGACCGAUCAGCGAGAAGUUGAGCCAGAUGAGCCUCAGUCAUUUUGCCGUUACGUACCGGAAAUAAUGUUCGUGAUGGAGACCUCUGCGAAGGACAACACUAAUGUUGAAGACACAUUCCGCAGUUUGGCUACAGAAUUAAAGAGACAACACGACAACAGUGAGGGUCCCCCCGCGGACUCCGACGCAGUGGUCCUUGGCGAGAGUCACUCGGUAACACGGUGUCAACCCUGCAGGUCAUCUUAG
Molecule: messenger RNA, 654 nt
Organism: Spodoptera littoralis (African cotton leafworm)
Lineage: Eukaryota; Metazoa; Arthropoda; Insecta; Lepidoptera; Noctuidae
Source: the annotation of a GenBank genome assembly